Molecule: messenger RNA, 5420 nt
Organism: Vespa crabro (European hornet)
Lineage: Eukaryota; Metazoa; Arthropoda; Insecta; Hymenoptera; Vespidae
Exons: 26
Coding region: 809-5206 (1465 amino acids)
Molecular function (GO): protein binding
Source: RefSeq, a predicted model, not a curated record
UACUUUUUCUUUUUUAACUGUACUUAUAACAUACGUAACAAAAGUGAGAGAAGAUAUAUAUAUACAGAGAGAGAGAGAGAGAGAGAGAGAGAGAGAGAGAGAGAGAGAGAGAUAUAAAAAGUAAAUCAAAUAAUUAUGCCAAAAAUCAUGCGAGAGAUGAUAAAAAAUUAAUUAAAUGUAACGUGUAUCAUGCGAAGAAAUUCGAGGUCUUAUAAUAAUUCGUACAUUUCUACAUCGACCGAAGAGGAUUCUUCACGAUCGAUUGAACUAGAUCUUUUAAAUCCUAGGUAUAUUUUUAAACAUGAAAUUUAUUUAUUUUGUUUCUCAAAUAUCGAAUUGAAUUUUCAAAGAAAAACGCAACUUCGUCAACAUUCGAGACAGUUUUUGUCAUUUGAAACGCAAAAUAUCGAUUCAGACGUUACACCGAAUCUUCUUCAAAGAUUUUUAAGCGAUCGAAGCACACCUCGAUUGGUUAAUCGCCAAUGCGUAGAAUCAAAAUUACAUUCGGGAAAGAAAAAGUUUAUCACGGCGCAGGAAAUUUCAAAUAGUCAAUUUACUUCGCCUUCCGAUAAAAGGAAAUAUGAGUACAAGAUAACUUUCGCAGAAGGGAAAAAAUCUUACGAAUGCGACAAGAAAGAAGAAGAAGAAAAAGAAGAAGAAGAAAGGAAAGUUGAGAGCAAGGGAGAUCUCGCGAAACUUUGGUAAUUAUUCAAAGAAGUUUCAGCCGAUUUAGAUGCGUGCAGAGGCGAGAAUAAAAAAGUGUACGGCACGCUAUCAUUAAAAAAAAUUCGUAUGGUUAAAACGCCUAAUGCGUUCUCCUGACAGUAGGAAGGAAAAACGUACGCCACGAAUUGUAAGGGCGGUACGUCGCAACAGCAAAAAAUUGUAUCAAGAAGAAAACGUUAAAACGGCCUCAAUCGAACGUCCAAGUAAUAGUAAAAGUAGCGUCGUUGUCUUGUAUCAAGGAGGAUCUUUCGAGCCACCAAAGACAUUUUCAAAGCAACUUGUUCGACUUUCAAAAUCUGAUCGGUCCGUUAUUCGAACAUCGGAUAUCACUUCAGAGCCUUCUCCUGUUAGAAUAAAAUUGAUCGAGAGUCCAGAAUAUCGAUCACCACAUUAUUCGAUCCCACGAAAAAGAAUUACUUCUAGAAGAUAUUCUCGAAUAUCGAGACAAUCAGAACCUUUGAACGUGAACAUUUAUCACAAGAGCAGAGUGGUACAAGUUACACCUUCAACGAAAGAUCACUGGACAGCAGCCGAAAGACCGAAGCAAACUGAUCCAAUCAAUAGCAAAGAUCCUGUUUCUAGUCACGAAGAAGUUUUUAGUUAUAAACUUGAGGGCUGUCAAAGAAUAUUAGAAAAGGCUUGCAAAAGUGAUAAGCAUUUAAGAGAGAAAUGUUAUUCUUCUAACUCAUAUAACUCGAAGUUGAUGACUCAAAGUGUUAAAAAAAUAUCGGAGGACGUUCGUUAUAGUACAAGAGAACAGGGUAAAGAAGAAAAUAUGAAACACUCUAUGCUGUCACCAAACUUGAAUUUCUUGGUACAAAAUAUGGAUGCGCAAACGCGUCCAAAUGAUAUAAACGAUCAAACUUGCAUUAGCAUGAACGAUAUCGACGAAAGUAGAAGAGUUUUUCCGUUUCAGGCAACUCCUAGUGGGAAUUUAAAAGUUAUUCCAAAUCAGAUCGUUUUCGAAUCUAAAAAAGUCAGUGUAUUAGUGGCAGAUCCACGGCACACGAAGGUUAACGUUAAGGCAGAGCUCAAUAAAUCUAAUAUCAACGUGAAUAGAUCUAUUUCCGACCUCUCACCUAAGCACAGUUUAAUCGAUCUUCCUCCAGGAGUGACAUCGUCGGCGAUCAAUCAUUUACAAGCUCAUAAAAAGUUACCCGAUAUCCAAGUAGAGUAUAAACCAAGAACACAGCCAUAUAAAGCUAAAGUACAUCAGCCAGAGAUGGAGCAGAAUCAAUCAAUACAAGCUACGUCUAAUCAAGUUUCUCCGAUCCAAGAAGUACCUCUCUCUUCGCUCGGUUUAAUGCAAGAGGAACCAAUCGAUUGGAAUAGUGUUAUUCUUCCGGAAAAAACUGAUUUGUAUCAAGAAUUAGCUAGGCGUAUAACGAAUUAUAAGAACGCUGAUUGCAUUAUUCAAAUAGAUCAGGAUGAAUUUCACUGUCAUCUUUUAGUUCUUCAAAGCUAUAGUACGUUCUUCGAUGAAAAGAAUAGUAAAGAAAUUGACUUGACUGAGAGCACUGUAACUUCGAAGGCAUUUUCCAUCAUCUACGAUUGGAUGAUUAGUCCAACGAGUGAAAGUUGUCAUCUUCUACGUAGGGAUAACAUUUUGGAGAUCUUUACAGCUGCUCAGUACCUUGGCAUUAAAGAGUUAGAAGAACAAUGCUGGGCUUUUAUAGAUAACAAUGAACUUUUUUCGGAGAAUACUGCAUUUAUAUUAUAUAUGGAAGCAAAGAAGAUUAAUAAUACUGCCGUAAUGGAAUUAAUGGUUCCUAGAAUCAUGAAGUUUUUUUUGAUGCUCGUCAGUACGAAAGAUUUCUUGGAAUUGUCCGUAGACGAAUUAUGUCUUCUGUUAAAAUCAAAUUAUAUUUGUGUUAAUAGCGAGAUGGAGAUUUUAAUGUCUGCUGUAAGAUGGUUGAUGCAUGAUUGGGAGAAUAGAAAAAAACAUAUGCUGGAAGUAUUGAAAUGCGUUAGAUUUGGACUUAUAGCACCAUGGCAACUCGUCGAUGUAAAAAGAAAUCCUGAGAAUCCUGAAUUCAUGGAACUGAUGUCUUAUCCGGAGAUACAGAAAAUGGUAGACGAUGGUUUAGCCUUUGUUAUUAUCAAAUAUUGGUAUGGCAAUCAAACCGAAGAUUAUUAUCACUGGAUCGAUUUACUUGGCCUGUCAGAACCAACCAACCGUAAUUGGGCCGGAGAAGAUAAGAAUUACGUGACAUAUCGAGAGUUCUUAUUAUAUCUGGAGGAAUAUCAGAAGACAAAAAUAUCAGAAUUAAAAGCUAGCAAGCAGCAAAUGAAACCAAAUCCGCCUAAUUCACCUCCCAAGGAUUAUUGCCAACCAACUUAUCAACAAAGUCAUUGUCAAAGAAGUUGUUUGGCAACUAAUAUGGGAAGAGCUUCGAAAUAUUGCACGUCCAAAGUAUCAUCCAGUAGUUAUUUACCUGCAGAAUCGUCAACCGGCAUAAUGAUGACACCGGAAAUGUUAAGCGUGUACCUUAACAGCUUGGAUAGAAACGACGGGAAGGUGAAUGAUAGAGUACAACAGGAUCAAGAAAGAAAUAAUAAGCAAGUUAAUUUUGACGUUAGACCCAACGAUGACGCAAAAUUGCAAAAGAAAUCCUGCGAUCCAAUCAAAAAUAACAUUGAACAAUUUAAUUACGAGACUCAGCAACAGAGUAACACAACGAACCUUUGUUACUAUCGACAACAAGAUUCGUUAAUAAAAGAGCAGCUGAAAAAAUGUAAGAAAACGAGAUAUUCCCAUGAAAAGGCAACUGAUUCCUCGAAGUCUGAAGAAAAUGCAGCUACUACGAUACAAGCUAUGUAUAGGGGUUAUAAAGCUAGAAGGAAAUAUGACGAAAUUAAAAGAACGUCAUUCGAGAAGAAGCAGAAUACGAAAUGCAUUGCUGAACUUUUAUUAGCACCAGUAAGUCAAAAGCUUUAUAAGCCUUUGAAACCAAUUAAAGUUUCAAACAGUUUGGCCAGUCAGAAAAACAGAGAAAAUAGAAUACAGCAAAAUACAAGCCCGCGAAAGAAAGAAGGAAAUCAUUCGAAUUUGUUGAAUCAACAGAGUGUAUCUAAGGAUCUUGAAGGACUUCGAUUCGACAUGUUCUUGCAUGAAACAUUGCCAAGUGAGCAACCUAUGAAAAUGUCUUAUAACAAUUUAUCGAAUUCAGUGGAAGUCCCAAAAUUAAUAAAGACGAUAAAGUCUCCAACAUUUUUCAAUAAUUGCAAUGAAAUAACGAGCUCUUUUUCACAUUCGGAAAAAACUGAUCCUGAUGAUCCCUUCUCUCCGAGAAUAUGUAUGUCUACACAUACGGCUAAUAACGCAACAGAAGAAAACGAUGUUAUCAAGAAAAAUGGAAUGCAUUAUCAAGGUGGAGAUAAUAUACAACAAUUUUUACCGAAAUCGAAGAAAGUUCAAACUUGUGUUUGUAAUUACAGGAGACCAUUACCACAAAGAUUGAGCAACAGUUUUUUAGGACCUAAUAUUGACAGUUACUUUUUGGAUAAUUCUUUAUUUUAUCCUGAUCGUGAAUCGAUCCUAGUCUUUGGUGGUGUCGAUCCUCAUGAGGGAUACGGUCAUCCUGGAAAUACCGGUAAGGAUAUUUAUAGAUUCAAACCAAAUGAAAAUUUAUGGGAAUUCGUUGAAGAAAUUCCUGAGCCACGACAUCAUCAUUCGGUUGUUUACCUCAAAGGUCGUAUCUAUCUAGUAGGAGGAGCGGAUCCUCGAGAAAACAAUUCUCAAAAAAAGAGUAUCGUAGUUGGAACGGUAUGGAGCUACGAUCCUACUACUAGAGUUUGGUACAAUGAAGAAGAUAUGUUGACGCCAAGAAAGAAUUUUUCUCUUGUAGUCAGCCAUGGAAAGAUGUAUGCUAUAGGAGGUCAAGAUAGAAACGGAAUAGCGUUGAGGAGUGCCGAGGCCUUCGAUCCAUUGGAAUCUACAUGGAAAGAAAUACAACCUAUGUGUACAGCUAGGGUGGGUGCUGCUGGUAUAAAAUAUCGAGAUUUUAUCUGGGUUGCUGGCGGCAUGACAAAAUCGAAGAAAGAACUAUUCUUAAAGAACGUCGAAUGUUACGAUCCAAUAAAGAAUUCAUGGCUAAAAAUGGAACCAUUGAAUUCACCAAGAUGUUUCGCCACGCUUUAUGUCGUUUCCGAUUGUCUUUACGCGAUUGGAGGUGCUUCGACUACAGAAAAUAGUACCGAUAGCAUAGAUCGCAUUGAUAUUUGGGAUCCUCAUCUUUGCGUAUGGAAGGAAGAAGCAAAAAUGUCGAUUGCAAGACACGGUCAUUGUACAGCAUCAAUAGGUGCCCAGUUAUUAAUAAUUGGUGGUGUAACAACAGUCUUUAUGAAGACAUUGAGUAGCGUUGAAUGUUAUUGCUGCGAGCAGGGCAAGUGGAUAAGAGGCGUGUCACCUCUGCCUUAUGCCAUUUCCGGUCACAGUACCGUAACAUUACCUCCGGCAAAUCUUUUAAUUGACUCUUGAUAUUAUGUAGAAAGCGAAUUAGAGAGAGAGAGAAAAGGAGAGAGAGAGAGAGAGGCAUUCAACAAUUAUAUGUUUUUAAUAUCGAAUUCAUGUGUAUAAUUUAUCAAAUUAUCUAUACGUUGAUUUAUUCGAAGUUGAAGUGAAUGUGCCUGUAUAAUAAAGAUUAAAAAUCAUAUCAAACUUCAUCGAUUAAUCUUGAAACUAAAACAAAAAG